GUGUUAUCCCAGUCCACAUGACUUUGUUUGGUUUCAAUUACAACUCCUCUUAAAUUUCACAAACCUCGGCCGCCCAGCACCACCGCCUAUUCCUCGCCGGAAAACCAUGGCCGGAAUGUUGAACAUCACCAACGUUCCAAUUUUCAGGCCACUACCACCAACCCGCAGAGCAACGAACCACAGAGUGUUUAUGGUGAAGUCGUCGGCAAAUACUUCAGAAACCCCUUUGAGUUCGAUUUCGGCGCCGCCCAAUUUCAAAGCUCCGAAGCCCAAACCCUUUUCGAUCCGACCCGAUAAGAUUAUCGACAUUUUAGGGGCUUCUCUCGCCUUGCUCUUUCGCCUCACCACAAGUGUACUUGUCUCAGGGUACUCUGUGACCGUUGUGCCGGAAAAUGAGAUUCCGUCCGACCAGUAUGCUCUAGGAUUCGCCGGUUAUAAGUUGAAAGAGACUUCAAAAGUAGGCCCUCGCCCCGAGAAGCCGAUCGAGAUAUACGAGUUUGAAGGCUGCCCAUUUUGUCGGAAGGUUCGGGAAAUUGUUGCAGUAUUGGAUCUUGACGUGCUGUAUUAUCCCUGUCCGAGAAACGGCCCGAAUUUCCGGGCCAAGGUUUCUCAAAUGGGUGGAAAACAACAGUAUCCUUACAUGGUGGAUCCAAACACGGGAGUCGCUAUGUACGAAUCAGAUGACAUAAUUAAGUAUUUGGCCGGGAAAUAUGGUGAUGGCAAAGUCCCGCUUUCGCUCUCUCUCGGUCUGUUAACUACUUUGACAGAGGGAUUUGCUAUGAUUGGUCGAAUGGGGAAGGGUUCUUUGUACACUCCAUCAAAGCUGCCGCCUAAGCCUCUUGAUAUAUGGGCAUACGAGGCUUCACCAUUUUGCAAAGUCGUACGCGAAGUGCUUGUGGAGUUAGAGCUACCUCACAUACUUCACAGUUGCGCUCGUGGAAGCCCAAAACGGCAAGAAAUUUAUGAGAGAGUUGGGCAUUUUCAGGUUCCUUAUUUGGAAGAUCCAAACACAGGAGUCCAAAUGUUCGAGAGUGCGGAAAUUAUCGACUAUCUGAGGGCAACGUACGCUCUCUAAAAGUUUUAUUGUAAAACUAUUUAAAACAUUCUCGUGGUCUUGUACAUGUUAGCUCGAUUGAAAUACGCUGGUACAUAUCACUGUAGAUUUAUAUACGAAUCGCAUACUUAUACAUGUGAAUUGUGUAUUA
This is a messenger RNA of Erythranthe guttata (spotted monkey flower), 1205 nucleotides long. The record is from RefSeq and is a predicted model, not a curated record. NCBI's taxonomy places the organism in Eukaryota, Viridiplantae, Streptophyta, Magnoliopsida, Lamiales, Phrymaceae.